AGCGAGGAGGAUGACGAGGAGUUGGAGGAGGUGCGCGCGAGCAAGUAGCGAGAGUGUGCGCAAGUGCGGGAAAUCAGAGGGGGCAGCGAGCGCGGCCGAGUCUACGUCGAGGGAGCGACGCCCGGACGUUUGAUCGUGGAGCAAGUGGGGGCAGGCGGUUACGGAGCGCAAGUACGUCGACCGGGUACGGUUCAGCGAGAGGCGGUGAUGCCCAAGCGCCGCGAGCCGACAUCCUGGAAGGACUUCGUAGCCGGCUGAGUAACCACCCCCACGGCUCGAGAUCGAUCGGGCAUCUUCUUCAGUGUGGUCAGUUUGCACGUUAAUGUUGGCCCCGAGACGACGUCGCAACAGACGGACCUACCGACCUCGUGUCGCCAAGCGUCGAUUAAUGGAUCAAUUAGCGACUAGUCUAUUGUUUUGGUCGUAGAGAUGGCCGAGGCCGGUGGUGGUGCGGGUGGUGCUGGUCAGAAAUCCAGCGGAGACAAUCACAUUGCUCACAAUCAAACGGACGUUAACGAAUGCCUUGGCAGUUGGCUCACGUAUUUACAGAUGCUGAACGGACUAUGCUCGGCUGGUACGAAGUUGGCAUUGUCCUUGCAGGCGCUUCUAUCCGUUCACGAUACCAUGGCUCAAUGCAGGGUGACGAGCCAGUGUUUAGCAGGUUGGGAGGAACUGACCAGGGCAACCAACGUCGCCAGCCACACCGUUAAGAAACACGUCGUCACCGCUAUGAAGGAUUACGAGAUUCUCGACAAUGACGGCGAGAAGCACGAUAUACUUCGGGACAAUAUGCUGACCUUCAUAAAUCUCCAGUACCAAUUCUGCGUCGCGUGUUGCAAAUGUUUGGGAAGCAUGGCUGAGUGCUCCUGCUCCCAAGACGAGACGGAGUGCGACAUCGCAGCGCUCCAGCAGUGCUUCCAGCGUCUUUACAGCUCACCACCACCGGUCUCCUCCACGUCCGCCCACCACCCAUCGCAGCCCGGUAGUCAUAGAUCGCCGCUGCCGUACUCGUUGUUUCCUCUGCAGGUUCAGAGGAGGUGGUCGGAGACGGCGGCGGCCGACAUGUUCGGUGGCGAGUCUUCCGAGCAAGCGGUGCGCCGAUGGUCCAUGCCCUGGGACUGCCGUCACGUGACCGAGUGGCCGAGACAGGAGGCGAGGACGAGACUGAGGGUGCCGUACCAGGACCGCAGCAGGUCAACGACCCCGGACUCCCUCUGGAAGUCGGCGAUGGCCAGCCAGGAUGGGCUACGCGAGGCCAUACAGCUUCUCUCUUGCAAGCCAGGAGUCAGGAUAUCGAGCCAGCAGAUGAGCUACAGGGGCCAGCACGUCCCGGGUGUCACGCUAACGACCUGCAGCUACGAAAGCAUCGGCUGCGAGGGCGCGGUCUGGCCGGACUCGAGGAACGCCAAUUCGUCGCGCUGCUGGCCGCACGAUUGCCACUCCAGUGAUCAUUCGGACCAUUCGGGGCCGCGCGACAGCGACCAUAGUGCCCACAGCGGGGAGCACAGGGAUUCUGAGCAGAGUGGAGGCAGCGGCAGCAUUCACUGCGAUAGCAAAGACAGCGUACACUCGCAUAGCGACUACAGCUAUCACAGGGAAUCGGAUCCCGGUGUCGUGGAAUUGCUUUCGUCUCGUAAGAGCAGCUCGUCCACGGAUUCCUGCGUCUCUGCGCACAGUCGCUCGGGCUCCGAAGGUGCAGGUGCUGGUGCUGGGGAAUCGGUUGCAUCGAGCCUUUACUCCAUGUGGACCGGCAACGAUUUGCACUUUAUGAAGUUGCCCGAGAACACGGAAGUUCAAGACGACAGGACCAUUUAACGUGAUUGCUGGCUAGUGACGCUAUGUUUGUGGAAAAUUGUCGGCAAAGUGAUCUUGCCUUAUACCGGGUAU
Molecule: messenger RNA, 1887 nt
Organism: Ceratosolen solmsi marchali
Lineage: Eukaryota; Metazoa; Arthropoda; Insecta; Hymenoptera; Agaonidae
Exons: 11
Coding region: 430-1815 (461 amino acids)
Source: RefSeq, a predicted model, not a curated record